AUGUCAUCGUUCCGGAUCCCAAAGAAACCAAGACAGGAAGACUCGGCUGCAGGCGGAUCAGGAGGGUCCAGCGGAUCCAGACCACCAGGAGGACCACCAGGAGGAUCAAAACCACCACCAGGAGGAACUUAUCCACCCGUCCGCUUCACAACGCCUGGAUCGUCAUCCUCCAAUGGGAAAUCUUUCCAGCCAUUGAGCACGGUCCCUGUGCAGACCAAUAUUUUUAGUGUCAGCAUCUCCAAGACGUCCAGGAAAUUCGUCCGGCUGAGUAUGGAGACCAUCUUGUGCGGAGGGAAGACGGAAGUGAAGCUAUCCGACGGGAUUCAAGCGGUCUCUGGAGGACUAAACAUAUCCGAAAAACGGCUCGCCCUUAAACAAAUUUUCCGAAAAGUCUUUGAAAGACACCCGGAAAUCUUCGGAACCAAUUUCCUUCACUACACAUUCGACUGUGCAACUACAAUUUAUUGUGUUGAUGGAGCUUACAAAGGAGGAGAGAAGAAAUUGGAGGAGACCCUUCAACAAUCAGACUUCACCGAAGAAGAGUGGAAGACAAUCUCAAGGAUUCUAAGAAGACAAAAGACAUUCUUCAAAAUCAUCCUAUCCGCGAAUGGAGUCGUUUAUGCAGAUGGACCGAAUGCGAUGGCUGAAAAAAAUCGGCAAGAACUUGUCAGAGUCGUCGAGACUGUCACUUCAGAAUCGCUCAAUACCAACACAUAUCUUCAAUACGGUAGCCAAACGUUUCCAAUGAGAGAGCAACCGAUGAUGAAGCCCGAUGCAACUUCAGAAAUCAGAUUUGGAUUCGACAAAGCAGUCCGUCUUGCAGAAGGAACUGAUGGUGUUCCUGAAAUUGUAAUGUCCAUUGACACCAAGCAAAGUCCAUUUGUCGCGGCAACCAGUGUAAUGAAGUUUAUGUGCAGUAAGUUUUCCGAGGCUAAGGGACGUGGAGUUGGAGCACCAGGAGCAUCAGGAGCCCAACGAGGCCGUGGAGGAUAUGGGGGCGAUCGUCGUGGAGGUCAUGGUGGCCAUCGUCAGGAUCCAAGAGAUCAGAGACGAAGAAGCAGAAGUCGCUCACCAAUCGAGCGUUCAAGUGUGGACUACAACGAUGCCGAAGUUCAAGAGAUGCAAGAUGCAUUCCAGCGAGGAAAUGAGGAAAAAAUUUUUGAAAAGAUUCAGGAUUCGUUGAAAGGAUUCUUCUUGGAACCUAGCCAUCUGCCAAAGGACAAGAACAGGAACAUCACAGUUAUGAAGCUAACACCCGGAAAUGCGAAUACAACGAAGUUUGAGCUAAAUGCUGGCGAAGGCAAAACAGAGCAAGUCUCCGUCGCCGACUACUUCUUGAACCACCAUCACUACAAAAUCAAAUUCCCACUUUUGCCUCUCGUCGUCUCAGGGCGUCUUCGGAACCUUUCAUUUACCCCCAUCGAACUAUUGACCAUAGUUCCUGGCCAGAGGAUCAAGAUUCAGAAAAUGAGCGCCACAGUUGUAAGUUUCAAAUUUUUUAGGCAUAGACUUUUUUCAAAUUUUCAGCAAUCCUCAAUGACUGGCCAGAAUGCCACUUUGCCCCGCGAGCAUACCCGACGAAUCAUGGAAAUCCUCAAGUACCACCUGAAAAUUGAAGGAAACCGUCAUUUGGCAGCUUUCGGAGUCAAUGUCACCAUGGAACCCAUUCAAAUGCCAGCCAUGAUUUUGGCGCCAGCUCAGAUGACAUUCGGAGGUGCAUCGGUGGUUUUCCCUCCACCAGGAAGUGUCCAAUUCCGCCCAAGAAAUGGAGCACGCUUCUGGAGACCAGCCAGAGUCAACAAUGUGGCGGUUAUUGGUUUUGAUGGAGUGAGAAUUGAUUUGGACCACUUCUGCAAUCGUCUCCACUCGACUUGCCAACGAAAUGGAUUGGAUAUGAGGAACAGACCCCAAGAAUGGAUCAAACUUCAAAUGAACUCCAGCGACACGGCACGACUCAAGGGAGAGAUGCUGCAACUUCUGAGGGAACAGGUCUCCAUCGUCAUCGGCAUCACUUCGGAGAAGAAACCCGAUGUUCAUGACGUCAUGAAGUAUUUUGAAGCGGGAAUCGGGCUUCAAACUCUUCAAAUUCACGAUCGCACAGCUGAGUGUUUUAUGAGGGAGCAAGGAGGGGCCCAGACCGUUGACAACGUCAUGCGGAAGUUGAAUUUGAAGUUGGGAGGAAUCAACUUCAACGUCGAUCCGGUCAAUAUGUAUGAACACAAGGUCAUCUGCAACAAUAUCGGAGGAAUGAAGAAGAAGCUCUUUGAGAAAGUUCAAUUCGUAGGCUUCGAGAUGACCCAUGGAUCCUCAAGAACCUUGUACGACAAAGCUCAAGGACAAUUUGAUGGAGAACCAACGAUCGUCGGUUGCGGAUACUCCUUGAGCUCUCCAACAGAACUCGGAGGAUAUAAUUUCCUUCAAGAGAGAAAUGAGUACAAGCUCAAAAAUCUGGAUUCUCACUUCAAGACGUGCCUUGACCAAUACAAGAAGGCCACUGGCUCUCUUCCAGAAACCGUCGUCAUCUUCAGGACUGGCGCUGGCGAAGGAGAUUUUAAGAGAGUCCAAGAAGAAGUGGAAGAGAUGCAGGGAGUUUGUAGAAGGAUCGGAGGUUCCAAACCACCGAAGCUGGUCGUCGUGGUGGUUCAGAAGACUUCUCACACCCGCAUCUUCCCCAAGGAGAUCAUGGGACACAAAGCCUACGAGCAAAACGUAAAGUCGGGAACCAUGAUAGACUCCCGGAUCACUAAUUCUGGACGGGAAGAAUUUAUUCUCGUAUCCCAGUCGGCUCUCAUUGGGACCGUCCGGCCGGUAAAAUAUUCUGUGAUUGCGAAUGCCCCAGAAUGGAGCAAGAACGAAAUUUCCAACUUGGCUUAUGUCCUGGCUUUCGGUCACCAGGUCUCCUACCAGCCCCCCGCCGUCCCUCAUGUUCUGUACGCGGCGGAAAACUUGGCCAAGCGUGGUAGGAAUAACUACCUCCAACAUAAGAAACUUGGAGAACUUUCGAAAUCCAUCAAGAAGGUUCUCGAUGAGCACAGGGACCUUCUGGAUGCCGAGGAGAGUCAAUUGGAUUCUGUCCUCGUUGCGGACAUCACCGCGUCCAUGAACAAGAUGGCUGUUAAAAAUAAGAACUUCUGGGCUUAA
Caenorhabditis briggsae is the source of this 3141-nucleotide messenger RNA. The transcript has 8 exons. The coding region runs from base 1 to 3141 and encodes 1046 amino acids. Lineage: Eukaryota; Metazoa; Nematoda; Chromadorea; Rhabditida; Rhabditidae. The record is from RefSeq and is a predicted model, not a curated record. Gene Ontology annotation, molecular function: RNA binding; protein binding.